AUGCUGGCCAUCACAUCGUCAACAUCGCCUUUACGGCGCGGCCAUCUGUCCACCCUCGUUUACACCCUCCUCGUCACACUCUCCUUCUUCGCCCAGGUCUCCAUCUCGGCAUCGAGCGCACUUCCACCACCCACACCGCUCACUCGACGAGACGCCUUUACCGACGUCCGGGGCACAGUAGGCGACGCAUCGCUCUCCUCGAUCGGCAAGCGCCCCAAGGGGGCCUACGCGCGUUCGAUCCCCAUCACCCCCACCUCGUCCAUCUUUACCUGGUACUCCAAAUCGCCCGUCGAUGAAUCCACCGCCGAAUCUGCGUUUAUCAUUAUCCACGGCAUCAAUCGAAACGCCAACACCUAUUGGAGCAUCCUUAACAAAGCCUGGGCGCAAGCACGUGAUGCAUCGCUCGGCUCAGCUCGACCUAAAUCGAUCCGUGUUGCCCCACUCUUCUUCAGUACCCGUCAAGAUGAGGGUGCCUACAACCAGACGCAUUUGGCUUGGGGUGAUAGCAACGCCUGGACUGCCGGUGAGGGUAGCACCAACCCUCCGCUCAGCCAUGUUUCGAGCUUUACCGUCUUGGAUGUCCUCUUAGAUAGGUUCAGUGAUGCAGCAGCGUUUCCCAACAUGAAAACCAUUACCUUUGUCGCGCACGGUGGUGGUGCUCAGAUGCUUCAGCGUUACGCCGUGUUCGGCAAAGCCAACCCAGAUCCGGCCAGGUUGAGUGUGAGGUACGUGGUCGGUGAUCCCUCUUCGCAGCUUUACUUUACCCAGGAUCGACCUGUCGGAGUGGACCAGAUAUCCUGUCCGACCUGGAACGACUAUCGCUACGGUCUCGACAGGUACACUGCGCCUUACAACACGCUCUCGGCCGCACACGCCCCUUUCCUCUUCAAGUCGUACGCUGCCAAAGAGGUACGACACGUCGUAGCCCUAGCAGACACCUCGAAAAAGCACGGUGAUCAAACCUGUAUGGCUCACGCCGUGGGCGGACCCAUCCGUCGAAACCGUAAUCUAGCUUACUGGAAAUACAUCCAUCUGUUGGCUGGCACUACAUCAGCCGAUUUACUGGGCAACUUUCCAGGAGCCUUUCCUGCGCUCGAUCCCAACACUCGCACCAACCAAUCCAACAUACCAAGAUCAAGCAGCAUCAUGCUCGACAGCUUCAAAGGUGUCCAGAUCCGACACUCGCUCAGCGUCGUUUCGGGUGCAGGACACAGUGCUAGCAAAGUGUACGGUUCGGCAGAGGGGAGGAAUGCGCUCUUUGCCGACCAGGCUUCGAGCGGAAGCAGAAGCAUACCCGAUUACAGUCAAGAAGUUGUAGGUUAUACUGCGGAUCGAGCAGGAGCCAAGGACUAUAGCAAUGAUGGCGAAGGCGACGAUUGA
Messenger RNA from Mycosarcoma maydis (corn smut), 1380 nucleotides. RefSeq lists its product as uncharacterized. Bases 1 to 1380 code for a protein of 459 amino acids. Lineage: Eukaryota; Fungi; Basidiomycota; Ustilaginomycetes; Ustilaginales. The transcript has a single exon. The record is from RefSeq and is a predicted model, not a curated record.